This is a messenger RNA of Aspergillus steynii IBT 23096, 1123 nucleotides long. RefSeq lists its product as uncharacterized. Bases 51 to 1052 code for a protein of 333 amino acids. Lineage: Eukaryota; Fungi; Ascomycota; Eurotiomycetes; Eurotiales; Aspergillaceae. Gene Ontology annotation, cellular component: Golgi apparatus. The record is from RefSeq and is a predicted model, not a curated record. The transcript has 4 exons.
GUUCUGCCGGCGCCAAAGGAGUCUGCGAGCUUUCCUCUUACACUGAAAUCAUGCUGUAUCGGCCUACAACCCGCUGGACAUGGGUUUUUUUCCUGUGCCUCCUCCUGGAAUCCCUAGUAGUCAUGGCUUUGGAAAUCGCUUGUUUUAUAACAUUCACAACUCGACUAAGACCGAAGGCGGAUCAAGUGUCCGCAAGUCGGAUUCUUCAUUCCUUCCUAAGCCUUAUCAUCAUAGGACUUUUCUAUCGAUCGGUUCUUGCCUAUGAUAUGCUAGCCCAGCAGAAUACCAUCCAGAUAUAUGGAAUUUGCGUCUACUCCAUCGUUCUAUCCGUACUAAGCGGCUUGCAGUAUAGCCAAUUCUUUCCUAGCACCGCGGUGCUAUCUGAUGGUUAUGCCAUGGACGAUUACCCAUGGCCGAUAUACAACGGCACUCUGAUUACCAUUAUUGUUUUAUCCACCAUGUCUUGCUGUUGGAUUCUUCCCGUUGGAUGGAAACUGUCUGAAGAAUUUGCCUGGGUGGUAUUCCAAAAAGUGGAAGCCGAUAUACCUAUGCGAAGCCGAUAUUGGACUUUUCAGAUUUUAAUCUCCAUUUUGAAGUUCGAUGUGUUCUUCUUUCUUGGUUUCAUGGUGCAGGCAGUAGUUAUCCAGACUGAACGGGCUGACCUUGCAUGGAGAAUGACAAUAGUUGUCAUUCCACUGUCUUGUGUGCUUCUUUGGGUGACAGCCUCUUCUGUAAGGCACGAAAGCAGAACUUGGACCUUAGCUGUAUUUGCGUCUCACAUUGCCCUGGAGGCUUUUUUUGUCUGGUGGUUUGAGCGAAUAUUUUCCCAAAGAUCAUAUGAAGACUUUUUUCCGGCAAGAAAGAGUCUAGCAUUGUUUGGGGGUCUGUCCUCUUUCCUCUCCCUUGCUACUAUUAUUAUGAUUUACAUGUGUUUCAAAAACUUUGGCAAAGGUCUAAAGCCAUAUGUCUGCGGUGGGAAAGAGGCACGAAUUAUGGGAGAAAGAUUCGAAACUUCCUUACGCCAAGAAUAUUCGCUGGUGGCACAGGCAUAAAACUACUGCCCAGACUAUGGAGUGGAUUGAAGUGUCAGACAUAGCUCUAUUACAACGGGAAGGAAGAGGGU